This is a messenger RNA of Seminavis robusta, 1446 nucleotides long. The record is from the annotation of a GenBank genome assembly. Lineage: Eukaryota; Bacillariophyta; Bacillariophyceae; Naviculales; Naviculaceae.
AAAGCAUCCAUCAGAGCAACGUCAAAGAACCCACUAACUAGCAAGAAAGCUUUCCUUGUCACUUUCAACUGGAAUCUGGAUCCAAAAAUCCAUCUUGACCCAUCUCCUCUCGUCUCUUCUAUUGUUUGAUUGAUAGUACUAGUAAAAUCAUGACUGGCAGCAAAUUGAUUGUGGACAAGGCGCUCCGUGCCGCGACGCAUUUGGGUUCGUCCAAACUAUCCUCGGAAUUGUUGGCCAAAUCCAGCACCGCCUGGUUGUCGAGUGCCGCGGCCGGUGGUGUGGCAAAAUUGCCCGAUUUGCCGUACGACUACAAUGCGUUGGAACCUGCCAUUUCGGCCGAAACCAUGACAUUGCAUCACUCCAAGCAUCACAAUACGUACGUCACCAACCUCAAUGUCGCCAUGGAAAAACUCGAUGCCGCCGUCACGGCCGGAGACGCUUCGGCCAUUAUUGGACUCCAAGGCGCUCUCAAAUUCAACGGCGGUGGACAUAUUAAUCACACGCUCUUUUGGGAGAACCUCGGUCCCACCAGCUCAACUCCCAGUGGUUCACUCGCGGCAGCCAUUGACGAAAGUUUUGGUUCGUUCGAUGCCAUGAAAUCCGAAUUGUCCGCCAAGACCAUUGCCAUUCAAGGAUCGGGAUGGGGAUGGUUAGGCGUCAACACGGCCACGGGACGGUUGGAAGUCGCCACGUGUGCCAAUCAAGAUCCUCUGAAGGCCACUACGGGGCUGGUUCCCUUGGUCGGAAUUGAUGUCUGGGAACAUGCCUACUAUGUCGAUUAUCGCAAUGUCCGACCGGAUUAUGUUCAGAAAAUCUUUGAUAUCAUUAAUUGGAAUGUUGCUGGAGAACGUUUGGAUGCGGCCAAGUAAUUUUUAUUGAGAAUUUGGAAAAUGAAUGAAGGAGCGAGACUACUAGAGAAGAAGGAGAAGGAGUUGAAAUGGAAAGGAAAAUGGAUGUGGAGGAUGUCAUCGGAGAAAAUGAUAGUGCGGAGGGAAAUCGACAAAACUAGGAUCGAUCAUCCGUGGAAGACUUUACGUCGUGCGAUGGAUUCGUGAUGAAGAACUAACCCAGCGGAAACACACGAGUCCACAGUACAGUAUAUUGUAAAAGUCUAACAAGGAGACCAAAGAAAGACAAUGGACACUUCCAUUCUACUAGCUAGCCACGUUCGCCGUCACAAUCCUGCCAAUCGUUUCCCUCUCGAAAGUGUCAUGAAUACAGUACGGUACUACCGUAGUAGCCAAGAAACGUCAACUCCAUGUAUCUUCAGCGUGUUGUUGUUGGUCCUUGCCUUUCUCAGGUUCGAAACAAACCAUAUAAUCGAAGCAAUCGUCGUCGGACUCGACUCGCUAAAUCAAAUCCUUAGUAGUACGGGCAAGAAUCUCAUAAUUGUACUUGAAGCAAUUGUAAAUCGUCUCGGAAAAUAACCUUCGAAAUAGUCACAAU